UUCGUUUAGUAGUUGUAGAGAGAACGCCAGUAACGUGUCUUGUCGUGAAUCAAACGGAUCGAGUGUUUUAAAACAACGGUAAACAUGUCCAUAAAAUCAAUAAAAUUACUGUUUUAAACACAAACCUAAACAACAUUUAAACUAAACCGAUUAAAAAUUAUACCAACACAAAGUUUCUUAUAAAAUUUAUUAAAAACCAGUGAUUAGAUCCGAUAGUUUGCUUCAAUCUUUGGUAUUUAAAACCUCUACGAAAAUGUUUUCCCUUCAUCUUCAAAAACUUAUUCUUAUCUACACACUCAUCAACAACGUUCAACCUCUUCCCGACGGAGCACCACCUAUAGUUUGCGCUACAAUGAUGCCAAAUCACAGUGGAGUCACACCUCAAACAACGGAAUCUCCAUAUAUUUUACAAUUAAAACCGAAUAUUUUGGGUGUUUUGGUUACGAUAGGUCGCGAAGACUUCGAAGGUUUCAUGUUACAGGCACGAAAUCCAAACGGACAAAUCAUCGGAACGUUCGAACCAACUCCUAACUUAAUUAAAACUAUAGAUUGCGACGGAUCCACGGAUAAUAGCGUUACUCAUUGGUCGACGUCACAAAAGAAGAAUUUAGAAAUUCAAUGGCAUUCUAAUAGUUAUGAAGGACCUGUUACUUUUAAUGCUACUGUGGCUCAAAAUUACGCAACUUUUUGGGUUGGAAUUCAAUCCCCAACAAUUCAAGUAUCCCGUUCUAAAAUAACUUCAAACACCACGCCGUACUUUAAAGCUGAACCAAAAACGGAAUCAUCAACAGAAUUUGAUCCAUUUUACGACGGUUGCGGUACGAAGAAAACUUGUUUUGGUGCCCCAGAUGGUUGUUUGCAAUCAAAAAAUUGUAAAGCAAUCGUUGCCGUUAACGUUUACGGGGAACGAUACGAAUUUGAAUUAAAAUCCCAUAAUACAGCUUCUUGGGUUGGAGUCGGUUUAUCUCAAGAUGAUAAAAUGGGCGAUGAUUCAGUGAUUGAAUGUGUUAAGGAUUCUUCCGGCGGUGUUCAAGCAUACAUGUCUUGGACGAACCCAAGACCAAAUUUGGGUGUUUUUAGGCCUAACGAUCAAAGAGGAAUUAAGUUGUUAAGUUCUUCGAUUGAAGAUGGAGCGAUUUUUUGUCGAGUACAAAGAGAUGCUAUUACAACUGUUAAUGAUGUACAGUUUGAUUUAGUUAAUACGAAAUACAAUCUCUUGGUAGCUGCUGGUAAAAGUAUUGAUGCGAAUAAAGUUGGUUAUCACGACGUUUCUCGAUUGGCAAGUGGUGAUAAAUUAUUGUUAUCGGACAUUUCUUCGUUGGAGGGAGCUUCAAAAAUUUUAUUAAGAUUACAUGGAGCUUUUAUGUUAGCUGCUUGGUUAGGGACUGCUUCAAUUGGGGUUUUAUUAGCAAGAUAUUAUCGACAAACUUGGGUGGGAACUACAAUGUGUGGAAAAGAUUUAUGGUUUGCAUGGCAUAGAUUUUUUAUGAUAUUAACUUGGUCAUUAACGAUAGCCGGAUUUAUUUUAAUUUUCGUUGAAUUAAAAGCAUGGUCAUCAGAAGAUAAUCCUCACGCGAUUUUGGGUAUAAUAACAACGAUUUUGUGUUUUAUCCAACCAAUUGGGGCUUACUUUAGACCACAUCCCGGUACUUCAAAGAGGCCCAUUUUUAAUUGGUUGCAUUGGUUGUGUGGAAAUGUUGCUCACAUUCUUGCAAUUGUUACCAUUUUCUUUGCUGUAAGACUGACAAAAGCUGAACUUCCAGAAUGGAUGGAUUGGAUUUUAGUUGGAUUUGUAGCACUACAUGUUAUUAUUCAUAUUGUGUUAUCGAUAUUGAACGCUGCUUCUGAAAAACAAGCUGAAAGACGAGUAACUUCAUUUCCAAUGAAGGAUUUAGGUGGGUCAGGAAGGACUUCUGCUUAUUCUGAUAGAGGAGGGGAUGCACCAUAUUCAAAAUUAAGAAAAACGUUAUUGGCCCUUUACAUCAUAUUAAUCCUCUGCAUCGUGAUAGUUUUAGUUUUUAUUUCUGUUGUUGCACCAGUUGAAGCAUUCUGGGAUAAGGUGAAGUCGCAAAUACAAACCGAUGGCAACUAAAUAAUUAGUUAUUAAUCAAAAAAGUUAUCAGUACUUAAAUCUUACUUUUUUAAGUUGAGUGUAAUUUUCUUUAUUUUUAUUUCUUUAUCCCUCUAAUACGCUGCAGUAUUGUAAAGUUUAUAAACUUAGAAUUACGUUCAAAUAAUUCCACGAGUUUUUUAUUACCUUCUUUUUUUAUUUAUUACUACUUAAACAUUUUUGUUUUGUACAACCAUUCUUGUUAUGAUUAGUGGAUGCAUUUAGUUUAGAUUGAUGUCUUGUUUUAUCUUGUAAAUAUAUGAGAAAGAAAUACAUUGUCUACAAAUUGUA
Molecule: messenger RNA, 2401 nt
Organism: Onthophagus taurus
Lineage: Eukaryota; Metazoa; Arthropoda; Insecta; Coleoptera; Scarabaeidae
Product: putative ferric-chelate reductase 1 homolog
Cellular component (GO): membrane
Molecular function (GO): transmembrane ascorbate ferrireductase activity
Source: RefSeq, a predicted model, not a curated record